GUGUGGGCACGGAGCGCGCAUCUGCUUGGGCUCGUGGAUUACCCGCUGGCGACCGAGUGAGCGACCCCAAAAGAAGGAGGGAAGUGCGCGGGGAUGGUCCGGGACACCUUUUAUCAGCACGGCCUGUGAGAGACAUGCUGCCCGGGGCCCCGGACCCCCCGGGGUGGUGGAUAUGGGGGAGGCAGCCGGGCCCCGGGCUGUGGUGUCCGUCCCUCCUUUUCUUCCUAGUAGCCCUCUCGCCUGCGGCUGGAAGUUAUUCCGGGCCUGGGACCGCCAAUGAGCCCGGACUGAAUGUUUACAUGAGCGAGGAGGAGGUGCGGCGGCUAAUCGGUCUGGAUGCAGAGCUGUAUUAUGUAAGGAAUGAUGUCAUUAAUCAUUACGCGCUGUCCUUUAACCUGCUGGUUCCCGGUGAGACCAGCAGCCUGCAUUUCAGUUGGCACGCAAAAUCAAAGGUGGAAUACAAACUGGGAUUUCAGGUGGACAAGCCUUUGGCCAUGGAGAUUCCCCAGACAAACAUCUCCAUGCAGGGAGUCGUCCCGAAUUCCUUAUCAGUGUUUAGAGUGGACCUUCUCUGCUCCGGGAGGAUGGAUUCCGAGGUCGUGUUAGUCAUGCAGCUCAACAUAACAAUCAGCUCUGCCAAAAACAUCACAGUCCUGAAUUUCAAACGGAGGAAAAUGUGUUACAGGAAGAUCGAGCAAGAAGCGAGGGAUCCUAUAUCUUUCGACCGAAACAACACUAGGAUUCAUUUCGAUCCUGUAAAUGUCGCCCCCACGACCUCCACCCGCGUGUUCUACAUCAGCGUCGGGGUGUGCUGUGCUGUGAUUUUCCUGGUGGCCAUCAUACUGGCGGUGUUGCACCUCCACAGCAUGAAACGGGUGGAUCUAGAUGAGAGCUUGAGCGAUAGCAGUAGCUCUCAAGGUCUCUCCCAGCCAUCUACUCAGACAACACAGUACCUGCGAGCAGAUACCCCCAACAAUGCUACUCCAGUGACCAGUUAUCCAACGCUAAGAAUCGAGAAAAACGACCUGAAAAGUGUCACUCUUCUGGAGGCUAAAGCCAAGGUGAAAGACAUAGCCAUUUCGCGGGAGAGGGUGACCCUCAAAGACGUCCUUCAUGAAGGCACGUUUGGGCGGAUAUUCCACGGAAUCCUGGUUGAUGAGAAGGACCCCAGUAAAGAAAAGCCAGUGUUUGUAAAGACUGUGAAAGAUCAAGCUUCUGAAGUCCAAGUGACAAUGAUGCUGACCGAGAGCUGCAAGCUGAGAGGCCUGCACCACAGGAACUUGCUUCCAAUCAGUCACGUCUGUAUAGAGGAGGGAGAGAGGCCGAUGGUACUGCUGCCCUUCAUGAACUGGGGAAAUUUAAAACUGUUUCUGAGACAGUGCAAGUUGGUAGAAGCCAAUAACCCACAGGCGAUUUCCCAGCAAGACCUCGUACAUAUGGCCAUCCAGAUUGCUUGCGGGAUGAGUUACUUGGCUCGACGAGAAGUUAUCCAUAAAGAUCUUGCUGCUAGAAAUUGUGUAAUCGACGAGUCCCUCCAGGUGAAGAUUACCGACAACGCUUUAUCUCGUGACCUCUUCCCCAUGGAUUAUCAUUGUCUGGGAGACAAUGAAAACCGUCCGGUACGCUGGAUGGCUCUGGAGAGCCUGGUAAACAAGGAGUUCUCUAGUGCUGGCGAUGUGUGGGCGUUCGGAGUGACGCUGUGGGAGCUGAUGACGCUUGGCCAGACACCUUAUGUGGAUAUUGACCCUUUUGAAAUGGCUGCUUACCUAAAAGAUGGCUACAGAAUAGCCCAGCCAAUCAACUGCCCAGAUGAGCUGUUUGCUGUCAUGGCCUGCUGCUGGGCCUUGGACCCGGAGGAGAGACCCAAGUUUCAGCAGUUGGUACAGUGUCUCACGGAGUUCCACUCAGCACUCGGAGCCUAUGUGUGAGAGCCGACGGCAUCUACUCAUUGAACUUCACAGGCUCACCUGCCUCCUGUAUGACGCUCUGUCAACACAGUGCCUUAGGGUGCUUUAUUACCCUUCAUUUCGUGUUUUAGUUUUUUAUUUUAUUUUUGUAAAAUACCAGUAUACCAAGUAUUUUAUAGCCAUUCAAAUACAUUUUCGGAAACCAGAUUAUGAACACUACGCUUGAGACCACAAAUCGGCAGCAGAACACUAAAAUUAAACUUGAGACUUUUAAUACAAAGGACAUUUGUUACUGAAAAGACAUUUUGUACUUUAUAAAUGUUGGACUUUUUAAAAAAAACAAAACGCAAAAAAAAAACACCGGAUCCCUUUUACUCAUAAAAAAAAAAGGAA
Messenger RNA from Spea bombifrons (plains spadefoot toad), 2300 nucleotides. It is a transcript of the gene RYK, whose product is annotated as receptor like tyrosine kinase. Lineage: Eukaryota; Metazoa; Chordata; Amphibia; Anura; Pelobatidae. Bases 135 to 1928 code for a protein of 597 amino acids. Gene Ontology annotation, biological process: axonogenesis; positive regulation of kinase activity; protein phosphorylation. The record is from RefSeq and is a predicted model, not a curated record. Gene Ontology annotation, molecular function: ATP binding; protein kinase activity. Gene Ontology annotation, cellular component: signaling receptor complex. The transcript is spliced from 15 exons.